UCCCUUUCCUUCAGCGAUUGGUUAAAUUCUUGCACUAGACCAUUUUUGGCAACUACCAAAGGACUUUUAUUGGAGUUUCUUUCUUGUUAUUCAAAUUGUCCUGCUGUAUCUCAUCCUGGUCCCAAGACUCCAUCACUGCAUUAACUUCAAGCCAACAGACAACCCUUUCUACACGAGGAGGUUCCUGUAUGUUGCCCACGUCGGAUUCAGCUGCCUCCAUUUUGGUAACUACGCUCAUAGGCCCUCAACUGAUCCAUAUUGACCCAUAGUGUAAUGGCACCAAGGUCCGCACAGAGAGUCGUGACACCUAGGCGUUUCUUUCCAGGAAGCAACUUGAUUCAUCUUGCCAGCACGGCCUCAAUGGGUUGGUACCCCCAACAAACUGACCCGUGAGUGCAGCGGGGUAUGGCCUUUUAUAACAAUUUCUAAUUCUUUGCUUUCCAUACAUGGUAACAUACGGACGUACAGCCUGAUUGGGCGGUCUAUGUUAUGGAGCCCUGAGGAAAUUCAGGACUAUGUGCCCAUAGCCCGGUUGCCCUUCCUUGUCUCCUCCUUCAGGCUCUACCCUCCUACUGCCUGCUUCCUGCCCGGAGCUGUAUCAUGUGUGAUGAGAGGGUCGUGGUGGCACCGGACUCCUUGGAUAAAGAAUACCUCCUUACCCACAUGGCGCCCAAACGUCACAGACAAGUGAUGAAAACAAUAAGAGAAACCGUGAGGAAUUUCAAGGGCCUGACAGAUUUAAAGCCUCCAUUAUACGGGGGCUGUUGGUGAGGGGAGCUUAGAAAGGAACCCUGGGUCCUGCAAAAGGAAGGGUCUGGGGGCUAGGAUUGCUGCAGGAGGGGGCAGGCGUGGAGAAACGGGAAGCGCUGGAGGCAAAGUCUACCGGGUUCGGAAAUGGAGAAGGCUGGGAUGCAGAAUCCAGGCCUCGCCAGGGCUAGGAAUACACUUCCCCUAUAGGCCUUACCUUGCCAUUUUGGAUAAAAACUACAACUCCCAGCAGGCAACGGACGGGCAAUCGCUUUACAGCCCCAUCCUUGCCCAGGAGCCACAUGGGUAUUGUAGUUUGUAACGCUAGCUGAGCCAAGGAGACCUUAAGGCUUGGAAUCUGAGGUUAGAGCUCCCCUCCCCGCAUCCCCUGUUCCCCUCCAGAUGAGGCCACAAUGAAAAUGGCAGCCUGGAGUUUUCUGAGGAGUGCGAAACUUAUCACAAACCGUGGUUUAAGAGAUGACACUUUCGUGAAGGAGUUCUCCGCGAUGUUGACUCGGGAAAAGGAAACGUUUCGGCGCAAUGUCGCUCGGUUUCACGGAGGUGAGGAUUCUUGUCCCAACAAAUGUGGUGUAUUGUUGCGGCUUCUGAGGUGGUGCGAUUCUUGCCUGCUGCACACGUACCCUUGUCGAAAGUCCACAGAUUGUGGAGUGCGCCAAAUCAACGUCAAUGAAAAGGAAGACCUGGUCCUGGACUGUGAGCUCGACUGGCACAAAAUUGCUACAGGCGCGACCCGUUACAGCUUUUACAGGGUUUGGGGGAGCAAAGCUGACAGCUUGUUGUACACGGGGAAAUGGCCCACCCUGACCAAGCAACUGGUGAGGCCCGCGGAUGCAGGUACCUACCGCUGCGCGUUGGGCACUCCGGGAGUGAGCCUAUUCUCGGCCCUCCGUUUUGAAGUCACAGUGUUGCCUCGGAAAAUCAUUUCGGUGAUGGUGACAUCUCCCAAGUCUGCAGCCAUUGUAACCCAGCCAUCAACCAUUGGAACCCAGUCACCAACCAAUGGAACGCAGUCACCAGCCAUUGGAACCGAGGCUGAGGAGGAAAUCUGGGAUGACCUUUCCCCAACCCUCGUGCCCUCAGAGUGUUCAAAGCCCGAAAAUGUGCAGACCGGCCGUCUGAUAGGGCUGCUUCUCUGGUGCUUUUUCCUGCUGAUCAUAGGAUUUUUCACUGGCGUACUUUGCUUUCGGUCUGGGAUGGUGACCGAUUCCAUAAAGUCCAGAUUCCGCACCGACAAGGCAGCUGCUCCACAGGACCAGCUUCCACAGAGUUGGCUGUCACAGAACCAGCUGUCACAUGACCAGCUGUCACAGAGUCCGCUCUCAGAAACCCAGGUUCCGAAAGCUGAGAAACUUCCGAAGGAAUAGGUGCAGUACCAAGGCGCAAAUAAAGAUUUAUCUGGUUGUCUCUA
Felis catus (domestic cat) is the source of this 2176-nucleotide messenger RNA. RefSeq names its product izumo sperm-egg fusion protein 1-like. Gene Ontology annotation, molecular function: protein binding involved in heterotypic cell-cell adhesion; signaling receptor binding. Bases 1161 to 2132 code for a protein of 323 amino acids. The record is from RefSeq and is a predicted model, not a curated record. Gene Ontology annotation, biological process: sperm-egg recognition; fusion of sperm to egg plasma membrane involved in single fertilization; heterotypic cell-cell adhesion. Lineage: Eukaryota; Metazoa; Chordata; Mammalia; Carnivora; Felidae. Gene Ontology annotation, cellular component: plasma membrane; acrosomal membrane. The transcript has 8 exons.